Molecule: messenger RNA, 3477 nt
Organism: Amphiprion ocellaris (clown anemonefish)
Lineage: Eukaryota; Metazoa; Chordata; Actinopteri; Pomacentridae
Gene: avpr1aa
Product: arginine vasopressin receptor 1Aa
Exons: 2
Coding region: 131-1363 (410 amino acids)
Biological process (GO): G protein-coupled receptor signaling pathway; regulation of systemic arterial blood pressure by vasopressin; positive regulation of vasoconstriction
Cellular component (GO): membrane
Molecular function (GO): vasopressin receptor activity; peptide binding
Source: RefSeq, a predicted model, not a curated record
AACAGCAGCCACAAGUCAGACAGCAACAGAUCCCCGUGUGUGAGCAUCAGGUAGCUCCAUAUACGGGUUGGAGAGGCACUUCACAGCCCCUCUGGCACUUUAUCUAAAGGGCGCACAGAGGGGCAGUGCCAUGCACACUCCUGACAGUGCGCUGCUCCUGAGCGGAGAGAACCAGUCUGUGGUUUUCAGUCUCACUAAUGACCUGACGAUGGGAACGUCUGGGAACAACACCGUCCACCCGAACGGAUCUGAUCCGUUUGGGAGAAACGAGGAGGUGGCUAAGUUCGAGAUAAUGGUCCUGAGCAUCACCUUCGUGGUGGCUGUGAUCGGGAAUGUGAGCGUCCUGUUGGCGAUGCACAACACCAAGAAGAAGAUGUCGCGGAUGCACCUCUUCAUCAAACACCUCAGCCUGGCUGAUCUGGUGGUCGCCUUCUUCCAGGUGCUGCCGCAGCUCUGCUGGGAAAUCACCUACCGCUUCUACGGUCCAGACUUUCUGUGUAGGAUAGUGAAGCACCUCCAGGUGAUGGGGAUGUUUGCGUCCACUUACAUGAUGGUGAUGAUGACCCUGGAUCGUUACAUCGCUAUCUGCCACCCUCUGAAAACCCUCCAGCAGUCCACCCAGCGCUCAUACAUCAUGAUCAUCUCCACGUGGAUGUGCAGCCUGGUGCUCAGCACCCCACAAUACUUCAUCUUCUCCCUGAGCGAGAUCGAGAACGGCUCGGACGUCUACGAUUGCUGGGCGCACUUCAUCGAGCCCUGGGGCGCCAAGGCGUACAUCACCUGGAUAACCGUGGGCAUCUUCCUCGUGCCCGUUGUCAUUCUCAUGAUGUGCUACGGGUUCAUCUGCCACACUAUAUGGAAAAAUAUCAAAUUCAAGAAAAGGAAAACGAUGUCUGGGGCUGCGAGCAAGAAUGGAUUGAUUGGAAAGAAUUCAGUCAGCAGCGUCACAACUAUAUCAAGAGCCAAACUGAGAACCGUUAAAAUGACUUUCGUGAUAGUUCUGGCGUACAUUAUCUGCUGGGCCCCGUUUUUCAUCGUGCAGAUGCGGUCUGUGUGGGAUGAAAACUUCCAGUGGGCUGAUUCUGUGGACACAGCAGUGACUCUGUCUGCACUCCUUGCCAGUCUCAACAGCUGCUGUAACCCUUGGAUAUACAUGAUCUUCAGCGGUCACCUCCUCCAGGAUUUUGUGCACUGCUUCUCCUGCUGCCACAAAGUGAACACUGACUUCAAGAAAGAGGACUCAGACAGCAGCCUCCGCAGGACGACGCUGCUGACUAAGAUAUCAAAUCGGAGCCCAACAGGCAGCACUGGCAACUGGAGAGAGCUGGACAAUUCCCCCAAGUUCUCCGUUCAGGCAGAGUGAACGCAUGUCUGGCAGUGGCAUUGAGAUACACAUUAAAUGCCAGCUCAUAUUAACUUUGGACAAGACUGAUAAAAUGUCCCCCAAGCUUAAAAAUUAAAGAGAAAGUUAACCCUUUUGCUUGAAACACAUGAAACAGUGAAGAGAUAUUAAAUGAUAUUAAAAUUUGCCACAAAAACACAAAAUAUGGACACAUUAACUGUGGAUCUUUGGCUGGAUUCUAUGUGCAUACAUGUUUUUUUAACAAAACUUGAGCAAGAAUGUUAGAGAAGCAUCAUAAUCUGGAAUAUAAUCGUAAUUUGUUUUUAAAAAGCAAGCAUUAGUCAAGUUCUUUAGACUUCCAAUGUGAUUUCUUUACCAGUGCUUUUAAGAAUCUGGAAUCCAGAUGCUUUUACUGGUGUUUGUGUGUCCCUGCAGGGCUGCCAAACACCCUUUCCUGUCAGAGUGUUUUUAAUGAUAAAACUUACUUAUAGCAGCCAGGGGCUCCAGCAGUCCAUUCAUCUCUAAGUAACCAAGCGCCUUGUCCUUUGUGUUCAGCUUUCCAUUGUGCUGUUUUGCUUAGAAUCACAUUUUAGUGACUUAUGUAAGUCGGACUGAAAUAUUUCCUUUGACCUAACACACAAAAAGUAAAAUAACAGAAGAAAAGAAAGAAAGCAAUCAUAAAUGUGGGGUACAUUUAUCAUUUUGGUCCUUGCGUGUAUCCACAUUUUUAUAAUUUGCUCAAGGUGUUGUUUCAUGCAGCAGCUGGCGGUCCUUUAUGAGGUUCACCUAAUACCGGCUGCCAUUUCUUCUCAGCAGAGGUAAAUGGGAUCCCUUUCAGAACAGAGGCAUAUUCACCUACACACACACAUACGCACACACACAAGCGAGGUGCUUUGAUGAAGAGAGGCUGACCGCUGCUGCAGGAGUCUACCUUCCCACAGGCUGUUCCCAAAACGUUGUGGAGAAGCUCUCACAUUCCACACAGAACACGUCAACACUCUUCCUGAUUUUUUUCCUGACAUCCUGCACCAUUGGGGGCUUUGUGUUUUGGCUUCAUUUGCACUCAAUACAAAAACAAUUUCCUGCACGCCACCAUAAUGGCUGUCAGACCACAAUGGGAAGCCUCAAAAGAACAUACAUAUUGUAUUAACAUCGUGUAUAUUGUAUCAAGAUUGUAUAUAUGCGAGCGUUCAAAAGUUUGAGGUCACUUAGAAGCGUCCUUAUUUUUGAAAGAAAGGCAUUUUUCAAUGGAGAUAACAUUAAAUUAAUCAGAAAUACAGUCUAGACAUUGUUAAUGUGGUAAAUGACUAUUCUAGCUGGAAUUGGCUGAUUUUUAAUGGAAUAUCUCCAUAGGGGUACAGAGGAACAUUUCCAGCAACCAUCACUCCUGUGUUCUAAUGCUACAUUGUGUUAGCUAAUGGUGUUGAAAGGCUAACUGAGGAUUAGAAAACCCUUGUGCAAUUAUGUUAGCAAACGAAUAAAAGUGCAAGUUUUACAUGAAAAACAUGAAAUUGUCUGGGUGACCCCAAACUUUUGAACAGUAGUGUCUAAAUUGUGUAUAUGUAUAUGUAGCCUAUGUGUACUGUGUACCUCUAUAUGUACAUUUCUCUCCAAGUGUAUAGUGUAUUUGUGCAUAAAAGGCACUUAAAUAUCUGUAAAUACAAGUAUUAUAUGUAAAUUUGUUCAAUAUGAGUUUUAUUUGUCUGUAAUGGCUUGUGCACAUUGAAAAUAAUCUGAAUAUUGUAUAAAUAUACGCUUAAAUGCACAUAUUGAUGUAAAUAUUACACAGACUGUGUCCCGUGUUUUCAAAAUCAAGACAUGGAACAUUUCAUUGUUUAUGUUGUGCAACCACAGCAAUGUGCAUGUGUGGAUUUUUGCUGGAAAUUGAGCAACUGGUGAACUUACAUGUUGAGCCAAUCCAAGCACUUCCAACCUGCCAAGCUUUGGGAUUAUGCAACACUAUGACCUUUCAAUUGAAUACAGUGUGAAUGGUACAUUCCGCUAAUGGGAGACUUCUUCUCGACAAGCUGUCCAUCCCCAAAGACCUCAAAAUAUAUUACCAGGUAAAACUUCUCAUAACGUAAAUGUCCCAAUACAGUUGUUAGCAAGUUGUGCAAUAAAGUCGUAAAUCAUUA